AUGACGGGGAGACACGUCGAAUCCGUCGAUACCGAUCCGAAACCUGUUGAUGAGGCUUUCUGCAUCGCGAAUAAGGUUCCUUUGGAGUGGCGCGACGGGUGCGCGCACCUUCUCGUGCCACUGAACCGCUGUCGCCGCGAACACUUUUAUCUUCCUUGGCACUGCACCGAACUGAGGCACGCUUACGAAGUUUGCCAGCAGAAGGACUACAUCCGCAGGAAACGGGAAGCGCAGCAAAUGUCGGAGAGACUCGAGGGCUCUUCCGCCCACUGA
This is a messenger RNA of Cyanidioschyzon merolae strain 10D, 273 nucleotides long. Its product is annotated as NADH dehydrogenase I beta subcomplex 7. The transcript has a single exon. Lineage: Eukaryota; Rhodophyta; Bangiophyceae; Cyanidiales; Cyanidiaceae. The coding region runs from base 1 to 273 and encodes 90 amino acids. The record is from RefSeq and is a predicted model, not a curated record. Gene Ontology annotation, cellular component: mitochondrion.